AUGCGUCUUCUCAGUUGUCGUAGGUUAGGCGCCGUUUUAUCUGGGAUUGACCAGGUGCGUUUUGUUGCCGUGGACGACGGCGCUUUGUCUUCCUUGGUGCCGGCGGGCACGCAUCCCUCUUUAUCGGACGGUUUGGUGUUUUCACCGAUUUCUCCUGUGACGACGAAUCUGCACACGCUUCAGCGGCCUCCUUUGGACUUCCACUAG
This is a messenger RNA of Mesocestoides corti, 207 nucleotides long. The record is from the annotation of a GenBank genome assembly. Lineage: Eukaryota; Metazoa; Platyhelminthes; Cestoda; Cyclophyllidea; Mesocestoididae.